UGCACUGGAGAUUUUAAUUUAUGUGUUGCCUCUAAUUUACCUAAUGUUCCACCUCUGUAAGUUGGUUUCUCGAAAGAGAAACCAAUGUUGCUAUAUGCUCGCCUAUGAAUGUUACAAAGCUGCCGAUGAGACCAAGCUAGGCACUGGAACGAGCGCAAAAGUUGUGUUCAGAAACAAGAAUUUGGGCUUGGAAGAAUUCAGAUUUCUCUUACAAACCAUGGUCAAAUCAGGCCUCGGAGAGGACACUUAUGGCCCUAAAAAUGUCAUUGAGGGAAGAGAAGAAUCUCCUUCUUUAAUCGAUGCCAUUUCAGAGAUGGACGAUAUGAUCUUUAACACUCUUGACCGCCUCUUCGCCAAGACUGGAGUUUCUCCAUCUGAUAUUGACAUACUUGUAGUCAAUGUCUCACUCCUCCCGGCCGUUCCCUCUCUCUCAGCCCGUGCAGUGAAUCGUUACAAGAUGCGGGAUGAUCUCAAGGUGUUUAAUUUAUCAGGCAUGGGCUGUAGUGCAAGUAUUGUGGCGGUCGAUCUUGUUCAUCAAUUAUUCAAGUCAUAUAAGAAUUCACUCGCAAUUGUUGUUAGCUCAGAAUCUCUUGCCCCAAAUUGGUAUUGCGGCAAGGAAAAAUCCAUGAUGCUCGCCAACUGUCUGUUCCGCUCAGGUGGGUGCUCCAUGCUUUUGACAAACAAUAGAGCGUUAAGGCACAAAGCCAUCUUGAAGUUAAACCAUUCAGUGAGGAUUCAUAUUGGCGCAAACGAUGAAGCAUACGCUUGCUGCUCUCAAAAAGAAGACGAACUCGGCUACAGAGGUUUCCUUCUCAAAAGAAGCAUACCAAAAGCUGCUGUUCAAGCUUUUACCAUGAACCUCCAGGUUCUAGUACCUAAAAUUCUCCCCCUGAGAGAGCUACUUCGACAUGUAAUUCUCACUCGGGGUGGAUUAACAACCAAAGGCGUUACUAAUGGAUUUAGUUUGAAUCUGAAAACGGGAAUUGAUCACUUCUGUUUACACCCUGGAGGAAGAGCUGUUAUUGACGGAUUUGGAAAGAGUUUAGGGAUCAAUGAAUAUGAUUUGGAGCCGUCAAGAAUGGCGCUUCACCGAUUCGGAAACACAUCGGCCGGUGGGUUAUGGUAUGUUUUGGGGUACAUGGAGGCUAAAAAGAGGUUGAAGAAAGGUGAUAAAAUCCUGAUGGUGAGCGUUGGCUCUGGUUUCAAAUGCAACAACUGUGUGUAGGAAGUCAUGAAGAACUUGGAAGAUACGAACGUGUGGGAAGAUUGCAUCGACCGCUAUCCUCCGAAAUCGCUCGUCAACCCUUUCACGGAGAAGUACAGUUGGGUCAACAACGAGUAUAUGAGCUUCAUUAGGUUUCAUAAUUAGAUGCCAUAUAUGGAAAACUGGUGGGUUUUAGUUUUGUUUCAGGUUUGUGUUAGAACGUAUGAUUUCAUGUACGCUCUGAAUUUGCAUUUGGUGCUACAAUAAAGUUAAUUUUCUGAUGUAUCUUCGUGGAAAUUAACAUUUAAAAAGCGUAAAGCUGAAAAAUAAAAGAUGUUUAUCAUCAAUAAAUUGUAUACCCACCAUCAAGUUUGUGUAAAA
Messenger RNA from Mangifera indica (mango), 1585 nucleotides. Its product is annotated as 3-ketoacyl-CoA synthase 19-like. Gene Ontology annotation, biological process: fatty acid biosynthetic process. The transcript has a single exon. Gene Ontology annotation, cellular component: membrane. Lineage: Eukaryota; Viridiplantae; Streptophyta; Magnoliopsida; Sapindales; Anacardiaceae. The record is from RefSeq and is a predicted model, not a curated record. Gene Ontology annotation, molecular function: acyltransferase activity, transferring groups other than amino-acyl groups.